AUGUCGACUUUCCUCACCAAGGGACCGCGCGCUGUGGCCCAGUCACUCCGCACUGGCGCCCGCUCCAUGUCGAGUGCCACCGAGGAGGAGGCGAGACAGCAAAUGCACCGAUGGACUACGAUUUCGAAGGGCAUGAUUGCUUUCACGUCUGUGUUUACGGUCUACGCCAUUAGCGACCACUUGAGCCACGGACACCACGAGGAAGAGAAGCCGGCGUACCCGUACCUCAAGAUGCGCACGAAGCCGUAUCCGUGGCCCGAGUCGAACUGCGACUACUUGGACCGCGAGUGUCGCGCUAAGGCCCGCGCGGCCAAGGAGGCUCUUUCGGAAUAA
Messenger RNA from Hyaloperonospora brassicae, 333 nucleotides. The record is from the annotation of a GenBank genome assembly. Lineage: Eukaryota; Oomycota; Peronosporomycetes; Peronosporales; Peronosporaceae.